AUGAAAGAGAAGUCCAAAAAUGCUGCCCGGACUAGGAGAGAGAAGGAAAACAGUGAAUUUUAUGAACUGGCUAAAUUACUGCCUUUGCCCUCGGCUAUCACCUCGCAGCUGGACAAAGCAUCCAUAAUCAGACUUACCACCAGCUAUCUCAAAAUGAGAGUGGUGUUCCCAGAAGGGCUCGGCGAGGCAUGGGGCCAUUCCAGUCGGACCAGCCCUCUGGACAACGUGGGCCGAGAACUGGGCUCCCACCUGCUCCAGACCCUAGAUGGCUUCAUCUUCGUGGUGGCCCCAGAUGGGAAAAUCAUGUACAUCUCAGAGACAGCCUCAGUCCACCUGGGUCUUUCUCAGGUUGAGCUGACCGGGAACAGUAUUUAUGAAUACAUCCACCCAGCUGACCACGAUGAGAUGACGGCGGUACUCACAGCCCACCAGCCCUACCACUCUCACUUUGUACAGGAGUAUGAGAUUGAGCGCUCCUUCUUCUUGAGGAUGAAAUGUGUCUUGGCCAAGAGGAAUGCGGGCCUCACCUGUGGUGGCUACAAGGUCAUUCACUGCAGCGGCUACUUGAAAAUCCGUCAGUACAGCCUGGACAUGUCCCCUUUCGACGGCUGCUACCAGAACGUGGGUCUGGUGGCUGUGGGCCAUUCGCUACCGCCCAGUGCUGUCACGGAGAUCAAGCUGCACAGCAAUAUGUUUAUGUUCCGCGCCAGCCUGGACAUGAAGCUCAUCUUCCUUGACUCCAGAGUGGCAGAGCUGACGGGGUACGAGCCUCAGGACCUGAUUGAAAAGACCCUGUACCACCACGUGCAUGGCUGCGACACCUUCCACCUGCGCUGUGCGCAUCACCUACUGCUGGUGAAGGGACAAGUGACCACCAAGUACUACAGGUUCCUGGCGAAGCACGGCGGCUGGGUGUGGGUGCAGAGCUAUGCGACCAUUGUGCACAACAGUCGUUCGUCCAGACCUCACUGCAUCGUCAGCGUCAACUACGUUCUCACAGACACAGAAUACAAAGGGCUGCAGCUGUCCCUGGAUCAGAUCUCAGCCUCCAAACCAGUCUUCUCCUAUGCCAGCAGCUCGACCCCCACCAUGACUGACAAUAGGAAGGGGACCAAGUCCCGGCUCUCUAGCUCAAAGUCAAAAUCUAGGACUUCCCCAUACCCUCAGUAUUCAGGAUUUCACACGGAGAGAUCUGAAUCUGAUCAUGACAGCCAGUGGGGCGGAAGUCCCUUGACAGACACAGCCUCUCCACAGCUCCUGGACCCCGUGGACAGGCCCGGCUCUCAGCACGACACAUCAUGUGCCUACAGACAGUUCUCCGACCGAAACUCUCUCUGCUAUGGUUUUGCACUUGACCAUACUAGGCUGGUGGAGGAGAGGCAUUUCCACACCCAGGCCUGUGAGGGAGGCCGGUGCGAGGCAGGCAGGUACUUCCUGGGAACGCCACAGACCGGGAGGGAGCCUUGGUGGGGCUCUCGUGCAGCCUUGCCCCUGACCAAGGCCUCCCCAGAAAGCAGAGACGCCUAUGAAAACAGCAUGCCUCACAUCACCUCAGUCCACAGGAUCCACGGGCGAGGUCAUUGGGAUGAAGACAGUGUGGUCAGUUCUCCAGAUCCUGGAUCUGCCAGCGAAUCAGGUGACCAGUAUCGUACUGAGCCGUAUAGUAGCCCACAUGAACCUAGUAAAAUUGAAACUCUGAUAAGAGCCACCCAGCAAAUGAUUAAAGAAGAAGAGAACAGAUUGCAGCUAAGGAAACCACCCCCAGACCAACUGGCUUCCAUCAAUGGAACUGGGAAGAAACACUCACUUUGUUUUGCAAACUACCAACAGCCCCAGCCGGCAGGUGAGGUCUGCCAUGGAUCGGCUCUUGCCAGUACUUCACCAUGUGACCACAUCCAGCAGAGAGAGGGAAAGAUGCUGAGCCCUCAUGAGAAUGACUAUGACAACAGCCCCACUGCACUGUCUCGGAUAAGUAGCCCCAAUUCGGAUCGCGUUUCAAAAUCCAGUUUGAUCCUAGCUAAAGAUUAUCUACAUUCGGAUAUAUCUCCUCAUCAGACAGCAGGAGACCAUCCUGCAGUCUCUCCAAACUGCUUUGGCUCUCAUCGACAGUAUUUUGAUAAGCAUGCUUACACAUUAACUGGAUAUGCUCUGGAGCACUUAUAUGACAGUGAAACCAUUAGAAACUAUUCCUUGGGCUGUAAUGGCUCACACUUUGAUGUAACUUCCCAUCUAAGGAUGCAACCAGACCCCUCACAAGGACACAAGGGAACAUCUGUUAUAAUAACCAAUGGAAGCUGA
Molecule: messenger RNA, 2298 nt
Organism: Chrysochloris asiatica (Cape golden mole)
Lineage: Eukaryota; Metazoa; Chordata; Mammalia; Afrosoricida; Chrysochloridae
Gene: SIM1
Product: single-minded family bHLH transcription factor 1
Exons: 11
Coding region: 1-2298 (765 amino acids)
Biological process (GO): regulation of transcription by RNA polymerase II
Molecular function (GO): RNA polymerase II transcription regulatory region sequence-specific DNA binding; DNA-binding transcription factor activity, RNA polymerase II-specific; protein dimerization activity
Source: RefSeq, a predicted model, not a curated record